Molecule: messenger RNA, 1924 nt
Organism: Alosa sapidissima (American shad)
Lineage: Eukaryota; Metazoa; Chordata; Actinopteri; Clupeiformes; Clupeidae
Exons: 10
Coding region: 153-1292 (379 amino acids)
Biological process (GO): toxin metabolic process; arsonoacetate metabolic process
Cellular component (GO): cytosol
Molecular function (GO): arsenite methyltransferase activity
Source: RefSeq, a predicted model, not a curated record
UGAUUAGACUAUAACACCUUUUUUUGAUGGAAACUAUAUUGGUCGAAUGUCACUGUGUUUGACCCUGUUGUUGUAAGAUUACAUGUUUGCAGUGUUGUUUUGCAGCGGCAGCAGUAACUAGCAUAGCCCAAUACAGUUACAUAAAGGACGCAAUGGCGUCGCAAGUUCACGAAAGUGUCAAGAAUUACUAUGGCUCGCGAUUGGAAACUUCUGCAGAUCUGCAGACGAGUGCUACGUCGUGCUCCAGGCCUCCACCUUUAAUGCGGAAAAGCGCCCGGGAUGCCUUAAAAGUAGUUCACCCUGAUGUGUGCAAAAGGUUCUUUGGCUGUGGUCUUGUGAUCCCAGAGAAACUGGAGGGAUGUAAAGUGUUGGAUCUGGGCAGUGGUUCGGGACGAGAUUGCUACGUCAUCGGCAAAAUGGUUGGGGAGCAUGGCCAAGUGACUGGCAUCGACAUGACAGAAUCACUGGUCUCUGCCGCGCAGAAGUUUGUUCAGUACCACCAGGAGACGUUUGGUUACAAAAAACCCAACACUGUGUUUGUGCAGGGUUAUAUGGAGAAGCUUGAUGAAGCUGGGAUACAAAGUAACUCUUUAGAUGUGGUGGUGUCUAACUGUGUGAUAUGCUUGUGCCCUGACAAGCGGGCCGUGCUAAUGGAAGCCUACAGAGUGCUCAAGGAAGGAGGGGAGCUCUACUUCAGCGAUAUGUAUGCCAGUGAAGUUGUGCCAGAAUCCUUCAAGGAAGAUCCUGUCUUGUGGGGUGAAGGAAUGGCUGGCUCCCUCUACUGGCAAGAUUUAAUUUCAAUGGUGAAGGAGAUUGGUUUCAGCAUUCCCUACCUUGUGGCUGCAACUCAUAUUGUGGUCCACAACUGUGAACUCUUAAAAAAAACAGGUGGUGUUAAAUAUGCCUCCGGAACAUACCGUUUCUUUAAAUUACCCAAGACCACUUUGGAGAAGAAGGCGCUGGUGACGUACAAAGGAACGGUGUUGGACUGCGCAGAACAGCUGGAUUUUGAUGCCUCACAUUCCUUUAAAACGAACGUUGCUGUGGAGGUUGAUGGUGAGAUGGCCACUGUACUGCAGUGCACACGCUUUUCUGCAGACUUCAGCAUCCAGAUGUUGGACACCCCUCAUCAGAAGCCAUCAAAGUACUGCCACCUCAGCCCUUUCCUACUCGCCGAUAAACUUGGAGCCUCUGUAAAGCAGUGCUCUAAAACAGAAGUCGGCGGAGGAGCAGAUGGACUGUCCGACGGAGCAUGUGGCGGAGGUGGGACCACUGGGGGCUGUGGUCAGUGAGGAAGAUCACAGAUGAUGCUGUCAGUGCCACCUGAACCAUAGAUAUCUAUAUCUAUGACUUGAACGCUUAUGAUUAAGUGGUAGAACAUGCCAGAGAUCACAUGGCCUUUAGAUGGACUCAGAUUACGAAGGUGUGUUUAACAGAAGAAACACCUCAUGUAUGAUCAUAAAUAACAGUUUAUGUGUUAUGCUAUUGAGUUAUUACAUUCAAGUGUAUUCAUUUGAUAAUGGUGAGGCGUUUUGAGUGGCUGACUUUCAGAGCUAUUUAGUAAAGGAGCAUGGUGAUUUGGAAAUAAUCAUGAUCCAGUUAGGCAUUCUGCUCAUUAUCAGUGACCCUUUCCAAGCCAUCUUCCCUAAAGACCUGAAUCUGUCCAGAAUGUGUUUUGUAAUGUUUAAAACUAAAGUAUAUCUCUUUGGUUAGCUGUCUCUCUAACCUAAUUAUUUUGUACGUUUUACAGAAUGAUUUUCUAGUAUUCUCCUUUCAUUGGAGCCUCUUAAUGAUGUGUCUAUUUGUCUGACUGUCUGUAGAAACCACAUAAAGAAGCAUAUUAUCACAAAAAAUGUCUAAAAUGAUUGCCAUUAAACACAGCAAUAAUGAUUUUACUGAUUAAAGUGACAACAGGAUGAAAUCA